Molecule: messenger RNA, 3172 nt
Organism: Mesocricetus auratus (golden hamster)
Lineage: Eukaryota; Metazoa; Chordata; Mammalia; Rodentia; Cricetidae
Gene: Znf648
Product: zinc finger protein 648
Exons: 2
Coding region: 671-2233 (520 amino acids)
Biological process (GO): regulation of transcription by RNA polymerase II
Molecular function (GO): DNA-binding transcription factor activity; RNA polymerase II cis-regulatory region sequence-specific DNA binding
Source: RefSeq, a predicted model, not a curated record
GUUGUCUGCAUUUUUCAAGUAAGCAGCUGUUUACGUGUGAAAGUCAGAAGUAAAGAGCUGAGGGCCUAAGUAGAGGAGGUGGGAGGUGACUGGAGUUAGUGCAAGCUGGAGGGAGUCCAGGGAGAGGAGCGCGGGUUUAAGCAGGAACAAGCCCCAGGCUAGACUUCUGAAGAGCGGCUGUGGCUGUGUGUGGAGUGGGGCCACUGGGGCUCCGCUAGGUCCACGGCUGGCUGAUGGGUGUAGAUGGUGCUCAGCAAAGGGCUGUGCGCUCAUGGCCUCGGAACCAGUGCAUCUGGAGAGCAGACGUUCUGGCCACACCACCGUCUCAGCGUUUCUCUUCCCGACCAGGCAUAUUUACUUGCGCAGACUGCCAGAUAUCCAUACCCCAAGUUCCCGAUCUCCUCCUAGCCUUCCCUCUGAGAAAGAGCAAAGGUCUACAAUCGCUAUAGAAAGAAGACGGCAGGGUGACUGCAUUUAUUCACUGGGAUGUGGCUUACCAGAAAAGGGAUUCUCUGUCAGGAAAGGCAAUCUCUCCUGAGGCUCCUGAGAAAGGAACCCUGAGCCAAGCAACAGCUCUUUCUAGGAGGAGCAGACAAUUGAAGUGCCUGCACACUGUGGCACAAAUGGACUCCCAGGACAGAUGGAACAAGGUGUCCCUUAAAAAAGCAGCAUGAUUCAUGACACCCAGAGGUUGAGCAUGAACACGGUGAGUGAAGAUGAGGAUGGUAGGGAGGGUGGCUCUCACAACAACACUGACUUGCAGUGUGAUACCCAGACCCGCAAAGAGGAAGAUAAAUGGUCUGGGUCCUCCAGCACUGGCUUUGUGGAUCACAAACCUGGGGAGAUGCCUGGGAGGACCACCAACCGGGGAAAAAAGGACUCGAAGAUCACCCAGACUCAGGACUUCCCUCAAUUAGAGGAGGGCCUCAGUGCCCCUUUCAGAGCCUUGUCACAGAGGCAGCCGCACAGGGACUCUGUGUGCAAUGAUGGAAGAAAGAAGACAGUCAAGGACACAGCCUUGGAAGUCCCAACCAGUUUCUUGCAUGGUGGGGUAUUUUUUUGGUCGCAGAACAGUGCAGAUGCAUCCUCCCCAGGCAAUAACUCGCUGGAGCACCUUCCCAGGUCCGAGAGCACCCCAAUUCAGUCUUCAGCCUCUCCCGUAGUAGCAUUGGCCAAAGCGCAGGGUACUAUUAAAGUUCAGGGCCAGGUAGGCCCAGGAGACAGAGGGCAGGAAGAGGAGAGUCCUAACAGGUGUGUGCAGGAUAGGCGGGCCUUCCAGAAGUCCAGCAAACUCCAGGUCCCGGAAGAACACCAUGGCGCUAAGCCCCAUGUGUGCCAGCUGUGCGGGAAGGCCUACUCUCACCGCAGCACGCUCCAGCAGCACCGGCGCCUGCACACAGGCGAGCGGCCAUACCGAUGCCCCUUCUGCGACAAGGCGUACACCUGGUCCUCCGAUCACCGCAAGCACAUCCGCACCCACACGGGCGAGAAACCCUAUGGGUGCCCGGACUGCGGGAGGGCCUUCGUGCGCUCCUCCGAUCUGCGCAAACACCAACGCAACAUGCACAGCAACGACAAGCCCUUCCCGUGUGCCCAGUGUGGCUUGACCUUCAACAGGCCUUUGUCGCUACUGCGCCACCAGCGCACGCACCUGGGCGCCAAGCCUUUCUGCUGCUCCUCUUGUGGCCGGGAGUUCUCCGUGGCCAGCCGCAUGGUGGAGCAUCAGCGCGUGCACUCCGGCGAGCGGCCCUUCCCCUGCUCCACCUGCGGCAAGUGCUUCACCAAAUCCUCCAACCUGCAGGAGCACCAGACGCUGCACACUGGUCAGAGGCCCUUCAAGUGCGCCGACUGCGGUGUGGCCUUCGCUCAGCCCUCGCGCCUGCUGCGCCACCAGCGUAUCCACACCGGCGAGAGGCCUUUUCAUUGUGCCGAAUGUGGUCAGGCCUUCGCCCGCUCCUCCACCCUAAAGCGGCACCAACAAAUCCACUCCGGGGACAAGGACUUCCUCUGUGCUGAGUGCAGCAGGACCUUCAGCAUGGCAUCCGAGUUGGCGCAGCACAUCCGGCUGCACAAUGCAGAGAGGCCCUACCAGUGUGAAGGCUGCGGCCAGGCCUUCACCCGCUCCAACCACCUCCAACGACACAAAGCCAAGCAUGACACCUGCAAGAAGGAGCCUGUCCCUUCCUCCUCCGAUGAGGGAGAGCACCAUUGGCUUGCUGCUAAGAGAAACUAAGACAACCUCGACUUCACAUGGCAGCAUGGAACCCAGUCCGGUGUGCCCUCCCACAUCCUAUUCUUCCCUCAAAGCCAGCUAGGCUCUCUGGUCACUUCCCUUACUGCGUGGUUUCUGGCCAUGGGGUGCUCCGUGUGCUUAAUGUAUUUGAUGUGUUGUGAGACAAAAUAAUCCCAAGGAUAGUGUCCAGGUGUGCAGUUUCACACCGGUCUCCCACUGCGAAGAGGCCAUGAGAAAUUGGAAAAGGGGAAGAUAACAAAGUAGGGGCUGGCCAGUAAUUCCUUAGGUCAGGGAUUUCAGAGAAUGAAAAGUUGGAGAAUUCUGUGCUGGGCUCUGUGUAGGAUCUAUGGCUACCCUGAUGCAAACAGUCUAUUUUUUUCUUCUCAAAGCCAUAUCAAAUAUUGAGAAGACCAUCUUUAGAGAGUCUUUUUAAUUUUUAUGUAAAGGAAUCCUCAGAAAUGAUCCCUGUGAGGGACUCUUCCAAAGAACAAAGCCCACCUGGGGGUAACUCAAACCAAGCCAGACAUCACUUGACUGCUAAAAUGACUUUAACUUUGAGGGAAUGUCUCCGUGGAUUAGCUUUGAAGUACAGAAGGAAAGGAUGAAGGUUUGAGCUGUGUUUGGGAAGCAGUGACUCCAGAAGUUCAGAAUAGUUUCAGCAUCCAGAAAAGAGGCCCUCACCUGAGCCUCACCUGGGUCCCACCAGUAAAGUUCACAGGGGUCUCUCUCUGCCAUUGCUUUUUCCCUGCCCAGGAUUUGAACUUAAGUCGCAUGUGUCACUUGUAGAGAAAUUCCUCUGAAUAAGCCACAGUAUGGUUCAUUUAAAUCUGCUUGGCUCAUCAGCUGUGAUUUGAAGGAAAUGUGAGGAAGCACAAGCUGCCCAGGUGCCAACGGGCUUAUUUGUGUUUGUGUCAAAGUCAUUAAAAUCAGCUGUGAACA